Molecule: messenger RNA, 651 nt
Organism: Knipowitschia caucasica
Lineage: Eukaryota; Metazoa; Chordata; Actinopteri; Gobiiformes; Gobiidae
Source: the annotation of a GenBank genome assembly
AUGUCUAAGAUCUUCCUUAGACCCUCCAGCCUCGGUCAGACCCUCCACCCUCGGUCAGACCCUCCAGCCUCUGUCAGACCCUCCAGCCUCGGUCAGACCCUCCACCCUCGGUCAGACCCUCCAGCCUCGGUCAGACCCUCCACCCUCGGUCAGACCCUCCAGCCUCUGUCAGACCCUCCAGCCUCGGUCAGACCCUCCACCCUCGGUCAGACCCUCCACCCUCGGUCAGACCCUCCAGCCUCGACCCUCCAGCCUCGGUCAGACCCUCCACCCUCGGUCAGACCCUCCAGCCUCGGUCAGACCCUCCACCCUCGGUUAGACCCUCCACCCUCGGUCAGACCCUCCAGCCUCGGUCAGACCCUCCACCCUCGGUUAGACCCUCCACCCUCGGUCAGACCCUCCAGUCUCGACCCUCCACCCUCGGUCAGACCCUCCAGCCUCGGUCAGACCCUCCACCCUCGGUUAGACCCUCCACCCUCGGUCAGACCCUCCAGCCUCGGUCAGACCCUCCAGUCUCGGUUAGACCCUCCACCCUCGGUCAGACCCUCCAGCCUCGACCCUCCACCCUCGGUCAGACCCUCCAGCCUCGGUCAGACCCUCCACCCUCGGUUAGACCCUCCACCCUCGGUCAGACCCUCCAGCCUCGGUUAG